Messenger RNA from Adineta steineri, 2877 nucleotides. NCBI's taxonomy places the organism in Eukaryota, Metazoa, Rotifera, Eurotatoria, Adinetida, Adinetidae. The record is from the annotation of a GenBank genome assembly.
AUGACUAUGCGUUGGUUAAUGUGUUAUUCUGUUCUAUUCAUUGUAAUACUUUGCUGUGUGGUUCAUGCUCAACGAUUGUCUCCAUUUGACGUACGUAUCGAUCAUUACAAGACUGAGACAACUCGCGAUCUGAUUAUUAAUACGCCGAGACCUCGAUUUUCUUGGAAACUUCCAAUUUCAAAUGAUCCUACUCAAAGAAAUAUUCAACAAAUAGCUUAUCAAUUACAACUUGAGUCAAUCAAAAUAUCCGAAACGGAUAGUUCAUUCAAAUGGGAUAGUGAACGAAUUGCAUCGACACAAUCUGUUCAUGUGCCAUAUACAGGUGAACAUGAUCUUUUACCAGGAACCAACUAUCGUUUUCGUUUACGCAUUUGGACUACAAUGUCAAAAGAUCCUAUUCAGUGGACUAGCUGGAUUCAAUUUCGAACAGCAAUAUUCAAUCUACAUGAAUAUUUAACGACAAAUGCAAAUCCUUUAUGGAUUGGUUCGACACAAAUCAAUAUGAAUGAAUUAAGAAAAGAAUUUUCAGUACCAAAUACAAGUCCUGUUCGUUCAGCUAUUGUUUAUAUUUCUGGCAUUGGAUAUUAUCAACUCUAUAUAAAUGGUUACAAUGUAGAUCCUAGUCGCAAAUUGGAUCCAGGUUGGACAACAUUCGAAAUACGUACAUUCCUUACAUCUUUUGAUUUAACAUCAAAUAUUACGGCUGGUAUGAAUGCUGUUGGAGUCAAAUUGGGCAAUGGUUGGUAUAGUGGAGAACAACUAGGUGUACCAAGCUAUGGUCCUCCUCGUCUUCUCUUUAUUUUGAAUAUUACGUUCCAAAAUGGUGAGCAAAUGCAAGUUUUAAGUGAUCAGACAUGGACGGGUCGUCAAGGUUCUAUUCUACGCGAUAGUGUUUACAAUGGUGAAUCAUAUGAUGCUCGAAAUGAUCGUGAAGGCUGGACACGACCAGGAUUUAAUGAUUCAUUAUCAGCUUGGAUUAUGGUAGAAUCCUUACCAUCACCAGUUAGUGAUGCACUCAAUGGUCAAUUGGUAUUGCAAGACAUGCCACCGAUUCGAGCUGGAGUAGAUGCGUUACAUUUUGAAACAAGUGUAUUUAAUCAAAAUAAAGAAUAUUUGAAAGCAAGUGAUUUAAGUGGAAUUAAAGGUGCAUCGUUCACGGAUGGACGUAGUAGUGUACUGAAACCAAUCAGUGUAUCACAACCUACUGUCGGAAUACACACAUUCGAUUUAGGCCAAAAUAUGGUAGGAUGGUGUCGUGUCAAAUUACGUGGUCUUCGUGGAGUAGGUGUUUAUUUUCGUCAUGCCGAAAUCUUAUCGCAACCACUUCAUUCCACAGGCCAAUGGACCGGUGGAAUAUAUACGGAAAAUCUUCGCGGUGCUACACAAUUUGAUAGUUACAUGCUACGUGGAGAUCCAAAUGGUGAAAUCUAUGAGCCAACUUUUACUGUACAUGGUUUUCGAUAUUUUCAAGUCUCUGGAGCUCCAAAUCCAUUGACAGUUGAUGAUGUUGAAUGCCCUGUCGUACAUAGUGAAACAACUUUGAAAGGCAACUUUUCCAGUAGUAAUGCAAUCAUUAAUCAAAUUCAACAUAAUAUUCAAUGGGGUCAACUAGGCAAUAUCAUGUCGGUACCUACAGACUGUCCACAACGUGAUGAACGUCGUGGUUGGAUGGGAGAUGCAGCAUUAUCAGUCAACGAAGCUUUAUACAAUUUUGAUUUGAUCAAAUUCUAUUUGAAUUUUCUUAAUUUAAUCUGUGAUGUUCAACAAAGUAAUGGAGCCAUACCUGAUGUAGUUCCAAAUGGUGGAGGUUACCCAUCUGAUCCUAAUUGGGGCACUGCUUUAUCUACGAUUACUUGGCAACUCUAUCGUCAUUAUGGUGAUAGCCAGAUUUUAUCUAAUUACUAUGAUCAUGUUCGUGCCUACGUAGAAAAUAUACGCAGUGGUUAUAACAAUACAGGUCUUGUCAAUCUUGCCUAUCAGUUUGGUGACUGGGUUCCACCACCACCAAAUCCUAUGAUACUGGGCAAAACGUCAGAUACUCAAGCUUAUUCAGCAUUCUAUCAACAACUUGCAGAAGAAUUUCAUCGUGUUUUCUUCAAUACUACAACGAACUUUUAUGCUGAUGGAAUGCAAGCAGCACAAGUACUGGCUUUAGCAUUACCCAAUGUUGUUCCAGAAACUGCUCGUGCUUCAGUAUUUACUCGUCUUCUUAGUGAUAUCACUGACAAAGGUAAUCACGUAUCGACUGGUAUCGUGUCUACUGCUCAAUUAUAUCCACUUUUAUCUGAUAAUGGCCAUCAUGAUUUAGCACUUCAAUUGAUUACCACGACAACAUAUCCAUCCUAUGGUUAUAUGUUUAUGAAUCCAUAUGAAAAUGCUACUACAAUAUGGGAAUUAUGGGAUGCACCAUCUGAAGGACCUGGCAUGAAUUCACGUAAUCAUAUCAUGUACGGAAGUAUUGGAGCCUGGUUCUAUUCUCAUUUAGCUGGUAUUGAUAUCUCUCCAAGUAUGAUUACUAUUAGACCUCGUAUGGCAUCGGAAGGAAAAAAACAUCUGUUAGCAAAACUUAACUGUCAAUUGAGUACACUCUAUGGUCUGGUUCAAAUUUCUUAUACACGUGAUGAACGUGAUACAGUUGCUAAUUCAAUCUUAAUGCACAUCACCAUACCACCAAAUACACAAGCUCGAGUUGUGUUUGAACCAUUGUUUCCCAACAGUCAUUGUCAAACAUUGAUUGAAGGUGAUAAAGUUAUUUGGUCAGCAAAUGCAACCACUACUCAUGUUCAAAACUUUGUAGUUCAACGCGAAGCUAUUACUGGUAUAAUGACAGUUCAUAUUGGAUCGGGUCAAUAUGAAUUUCAAGCUUUAUGGCAGUAA